Ochotona princeps (American pika) is the source of this 1903-nucleotide messenger RNA. RefSeq names its product caspase 8 (gene CASP8). The coding region runs from base 268 to 1704 and encodes 478 amino acids. Gene Ontology annotation, biological process: apoptotic process; negative regulation of extrinsic apoptotic signaling pathway via death domain receptors; proteolysis. NCBI's taxonomy places the organism in Eukaryota, Metazoa, Chordata, Mammalia, Lagomorpha, Ochotonidae. The record is from RefSeq and is a predicted model, not a curated record. The transcript is spliced from 8 exons. Gene Ontology annotation, molecular function: protein binding; cysteine-type endopeptidase activity.
AGGAUUAGGCCAGGCUGAAGCUGGAGCCUAGAGCUGCAUCUGGGUCUCCCAUGUGGGUGGCAGGGGCUCAAGUACUUGAGCCAUCUUGGGAUCCCCAGGCACAUUAGUAGGGAGCUGUAUCAGAGGCAGAGCACCUAGGACUAAUUGGGACUCUGACAUGGGAUGCUGGUGCUGCAGGUAGCAUCUUAAUCUUCGGCAUGACAGUGCCAACCUCAGCCUUCUGUUUUCACCUAGGUUGCAGCUACAUUCUUCUACUUCCUGACAAGCAUGGAUUUACCCAGCUGUCUUUACAAAAUUAGGGAUCAACUGGACAGUUAUGAGCUGGCAUCCCUAAAGUUUCUGAGCCUGGAUUAUAUCCCACAAAGGAAGCUUGAACCCAUCCAGGAUACCCUGAUGUUCUUCCAAAGGCUCCAGGAGAACAAAAUGUUGGAGGAGGGCAAUCUGUCAUUCCUGAAGGAGCUGCUGUUCCGAAUUCACAGACUGGACCUGCUGAACUCUUUGUUGGCCACGAGCAAAAAGGAGAUGGAGGAAGAGCUGAAGAUCCCUGGAAGGGCCCAAAUUUCUGCCUACAGGGUCAUGCUCUUCCAGAUUUCAGAAGAUGUAAGUCAAGAGGGAUUGAAAAUUUUUAAAUUUUUUUUGAGAAAAGAGAUAUCCAAAUGCAAACUGGAAGAUAACAUGAGCUUGCUGGACAUCUUUAUAGAGAUGGAGAAGAGGAUGAUUCUUGGGGAGAAAAACUUGGACACCCUGAAAAAGAUUUGUGACCCAAUCGACAAGAACCUGCUGGUGAAAAUCCAUGACUACGAAGACUCCAGUGGAGGGAGAAGAAUGACCCCGGAAACUCCAGGCACAUAUACAAAUGGGGAGCAGACAUAUGGAAUGCUGGCGAUGUUGGACUGUCCAAGGGAGCAAUACAGCAAGGAACAGAUAUCAGGUGAAGUUUACCAAAUGAAGAGCAAACCUCGGGGAUAUUGUUUGAUCUUCAACAAUCAUGACUUUAGCGUGGCACGGAAGAAAAUACCCAAACAUCGCAACAUGAAGGAUAGGAAAGGAACAGAAGUUGAUGCAGAGGCUUUGAAUACUACCUUCACAAGACUGCAUUUUGAAGUCAUACGCUACAAUGACUCCACAGCCAAGGAAAUCUGUGAUGCUCUGAAAUACUACCAAAGCAUAGACCACAUAGGCAGGGACUGCUUCGUCUGCUGUAUCCUAUCUCACGGAGACAAAGGCAUCAUCUAUGGCACUGAUGGACAGGAGGCCUGCAUCUAUGAUCUGACUUCAUAUUUCACUGGUUCAAAGUGCCCUUCUCUUGCUGGAAAACCCAAAGUAUUCUUUAUUCAAGCUUGUCAAGGAGAUAAGUACCAGAAAGGUGUACCUGUUGCGAUAGACUCAGAACAGCAAGAAGCCUAUUUAGAAAUGGACUCAUUGUCUCCAAAAAGAUAUGUCCCGGACGAAGCUGACUUCCUGUUGGGGAUGGCCACUGUGAACAACUAUGUCUCCUACCGAAAUCUCCUAGAGGGAACCUGGUACAUCCAAUCUCUUUGCAAGAGCCUGGAAGAAAGAUGUCCUCUAGGUGAAGAUAUCCUUACCAUCCUGACCAAAGUGAACUAUCAAGUGAGCAUUAAAGAUGCUGGGGAGAAGAAGGAGAAGCAGAUGCCACAGCCCACAUUCACACUAACCAAGAAGCUGCUCUUCCCUCUGGAUUGAUGACAUUCUGACAUAUCUAACACUAGGCUUAUUUAUUAGUUACUAAGUUAAUACUGUUAUGCACUUUUAAAAUUAGAUGUGAAGUACAGUAUUAUUUUAAAAACAUAAAGUUAAAUGUAACAAAGUAAUUUUAAAACCCUCUCUUUCUAGCUGUCCAUUCAUAUUCAUAGAAUAAAAUACAUUUUUAUCUGACUGUUCA